Molecule: messenger RNA, 4767 nt
Organism: Lytechinus variegatus (green sea urchin)
Lineage: Eukaryota; Metazoa; Echinodermata; Echinoidea; Temnopleuroida; Toxopneustidae
Product: major yolk protein-like
Biological process (GO): protein targeting to ER
Cellular component (GO): extracellular region; signal recognition particle receptor complex
Source: RefSeq, a predicted model, not a curated record
CUUGCGAUUCUUCAUCUUGCUCGCUGACAGGCUUUGGCGGUGUCAGGUUCAAAACAUAUCACUCUCUGGGAGUUUGUUAUCAACUCAUUUUUAGUUCGGGGGAUUUUGCACCAUGAGGGCUGUUAUUCUCUUCUGCCUGGUGGCUAGUUCGAUGGCCCUGCCCGGUUUAUGGCUGAGUGAGAGGGAAGGAAGAUGCCCAACCCAACUUGAUGAGCAGACCAUUCGUGAUGCAGACCGUUGCUCUUACAUCAAUGGAGUUGAACCCUGGGACUACAACUGUAACCGACCAGGACAAGAGACAUACAAGUGUUGUCAGUAUGGCAGUAGGAAAGUCUGUGUGGCCCCUGUUCUUGAUAAUGAACCAGUUGUGCAGGGACAAGUGCCAGUGAAGACCCAGGACGAGGUCAAGGAAGCUCUCAAGAAGACCAAGGACUUCAUCCGCAAGGUUGACCUGUACUCCGCCCCAGAGCAACAUCUCCGAACCACGAUCAGCCCUGACACGAUCAGAUGGUGCGUCUCCAGCCGCUGCCAGAAGACCAAGUGCCAGAGGAUGGUCAACGAGCUCACCUACAACCCCAACAUGGUGCCCAGGAAGGAAUGGAGAUGCAUUGAGGCUACUUCUCAGGAGCAGUGUAUGUUCUGGAUUGAACAAGGAUGGGCCGAUAUCAUGACCACACGUGAGGAGCAGGUCUACUCCGCUAAUACGACUUUCAAUCUGAAACCCAUUGCUUAUGAGACUACCAUCAAUGAUCAGCAGCCCGAGAAUGAAAUGUUGAAGUAUUACCAGAACGUGACCUUUGUCCUCAAGUCCUCCCGCCUUGUCAGCCCCAAUACCUAUUCCGAGCUCCGCGACAAGACAACUUGCCAUGCUGGUAUUGACAUGCCAGCCAGUUUUGCCGACCCUGUCUGCAAUCUCAUCAAAGAGGGCGUCAUUCCCGUCACCGGAAACUACAUCGAGAGCUUUUCAGACUUUGUCCAGGAGAGCUGCCUUCCAGGUGUUCUGAACAAGACCUUCGACAAGAAUGGCACUUACCCGCACACCCUUGUCUCCCUGUGUGAGGAUCAACAGAGAGAGUACUCUGGCAUCGAGGGCGCCCUCAAGUGUCUCAAUUCUGGCAAGGGACAGGUCACCUUCGUAGACCAGAAGGUUGUCAAGAGGAUUAUGGAUGACCAAGAUGUGAGAGACAACUACAUGGUUGUUUGCCGUGACGAGAGCAGGCCUCUCGAUGAGGACAUCUUUGAUGACACUUCAUGCCAUGUUGGCCACACUGCUCGCCCUGCCCUCGUCAUCAGCAAGAAUAACACCCAACAGAAGGAGACAGAUAUCAAGACCCUUGAGAAAUUGAUGGAGAUUUAUGGCAACACUGACCGAUCUGUCAAGUUCAACAUCUUUGACUCAUCUGUCUACGACUGCGGCAGGUGCCAGAGGUCCGGAAAGCCACUCAACAAGAACCUCAUCUUCCUUGAAGAGUCCAACAGAAUUGAAAUCCUUGAUGAUGAAAAGGUAUUCGCUGGCGAGGUCUUUACAGCCUACAACACCUGCUCCAGCCUGGUGCCCAAGCCCCGUGCCAAGAUCUGUGUCACCAACGAGACCGAGUACGAAGCUUGCCGUCGCUUCAAGGGCAUUGCCGAGAACGUCCCACAGGUUAAGGAUAUCGCCUGGGGCUGUGUCUUGGCCAAUUCUAACAUGGAAUGUAUGAAGGCUGUCCACAACAACUCUGCUGACCUCUUCAAGGCUGACCCCCAGGAAACCUUCAUCGCUGGCAAAGAGUUUCUCCUUGACCCUCUUAUGUCGGUCCACCGCAAUGACAGCGUGACAAGGAACCAUACCUUCACCAGGACUCUUGCUGUCAUCAAGAGUUCAUCCCUCAGCAAAUUCCCUGAUCUCCUCUCCGUGCCAGAAGGAAAACCCAAAUACAUCAAAGACCUCUUCAAGCUCAAGAUCUGCUCUGCAGGAUUGAAGAAUUUCUCAGCCUUCAGCAACCCCAUUGGAUAUCUCCUUGCUAAUGGCACCAUCCCUCGCAUUGGAUCUGUCUUUGAAUCUGUCAACAGAUACUUCCAGUCUUCUUGCAUCCCAGAUAUUGAACCUGAGAGGUUCCGCUUGGAUUCGGACCUCCUCAUUGGCCACGAGCUGAACUGGGGAUUCUCCACCCUCAACAUGUACAACUUUACUGGACAGGAAUGGCUCCUAUGGAAUACACCUGCUACCUGGAACUUCCUCACCUACAACAGGAAGGUCUCUACUGGCUUGGAUAUCAAGAAGCUCCUUGAGCUUAAGAGACAGAACCUCACAUCUCAUAUCCUCAAACAAAACCUUACCUCAUCCAAGGUUGAGCUUCUUGAUGACCUCAUUGGUGUUGAAGGACUUUCUGACCUCGUCAAGGGACUCCAGGACGACAUCAGACCAGAAGGCAAGGAGAGGCUUAGUGUGAUCCGAGAACGUCUGAGCAAUUCCUUCCCCAACUUUGAGGGAGUCCGUACCUUGUCCGAUAAGGUUGAUAUGAUGAACAAGAUGCAGGAGAAUCGUCAGAACAGGAUCAAAAACAGAGAUACACCAUUUGCAGACUUCAUCCAAGGAAAGUUCCGAGGUGAGCUGAUGGUGGAUGUCUUCAGCAAGCUUCUUGAGCUCCGCAGUGACAAGAUUGCUACCCUUGAGGAGAUCAUCUCUCACGUAAAGACCAUCCCAUACCUGACUGACUUCAAAGACAAAGAGAUCACCUCUGUUAUCAAGCAUCCUGCCAUCAUGAGCUAUGUCGAAGUCUACUUCCCCCGCCUUGCCCAGACCUUCGUUGAGCCCUUCGACAACGUUGAGCUCCGUCAGCGUGAAUUCAACCGCUACACUAACCCACUCUGGCUCUCUCCCAUGAUUGACACCUACCUUGAAAUCGUCAGGAAGCACAUGACCGAGAUCACCCAAACUUGCAACUCCAACCUCCCACUCAAAUUCAACGGCUACGAGGGCAGUCUCCGAUGCCUCAAGAGCGGUGUUGCCGACUUGGCAUUCUUUGAUGAGCAGACCCUCCGUAAUCAGGACCUCCUCUCAAGGGUUGGUUUCACCUACAAUGACCUCCGUCUUCUCUGCCCCAACGGCCAAGUGGUUGAGAUUGAUGCCAACCUCGAUGUCGCCAAGGUCUGCAACUUUGGUGAGGUGCAAAACCCUGUCCUGGUGACUGCCUACAAUACCUCAGGAAGCUGGCGAUGGAGGAUCACCAAGGCUUUGAUGAAUGCUCACCACUCUGUUGCCCUCCCAGCCCUCUUUGGAGAAGGUACCCUCAUGGGCAAGGACUACGACAUGCUCCUCCCUAUCGCUCCUCUCAACCAAUCCUACCAGCCCUACCUUGGACCCAAGCCACUCCGCUCCAUGGAGGCCAUGAUCAAGCCUUCAUCAUAUGACUGGUUCAAGGAUCAGCCAGGCAUCUGCUACGGCGAAACCUAUACCAACAUCGUCAAGCAGCGCAACGGAACCUGCCAGGCUAUCGUGAAGGACGUGACCUGCGUCGGCACACCAAGGAUGAAGAAGAUCAGUGUUGGUCGUUUCGGAGCCAAGCAGUACAAGCUGAUCAAGAUGUGCAGCCGCCCGAGCAAGUUUGUUCGCAAGAUGGCCGACUUCCAGUGCGACAAUGGAUAUGGCUACCUCAAACCAGUCGUGACUGCCAUUGCCUGUGAGUGCAUGCCAUGUGAGGAGGUGGUGGAAUACAACGCAUCCUUCACCCAAGAUAAGAUCUGGAAGCAGGAAUCUAACAAAUACCAGUUGAAGGGAGACCAAGACAUCUACAGACAGGUUCCAAUCUGGGGAAACUAUUCAUACUUCUAUAACCACUCCCUCAACAAGAACUUUGAGCUUGGAAACCGCUCCAUCGUCGUUGAGCUUGUCCGCGAGGUCAUUGUGGAGGACCCAAUCCCUGGAGUUAUGUCACAGAUCAACACAGAGGUAGAUCCGGAGAUCCGAGUACAAAUGGACCUCAAUAAUAUCACCAAGACCUGUGAGUCCAUCUGGACCGGCCAGAGCUGGCUCCCUGAGAGGUUUGCUAACUCCAAGACCACCGGUUCCUGCGUCGUACCCGAGCACGGCCGCACCCUUCGAUCUCGUGUGGACCGAUUCCGUGAGAUCAUGCAACGCCAGCGUGAGCGAGAAAUGUAUGAUCAAUGGAAUUAAAUGUAAACCUCAGUGUAAUGCUAAACAUGACUUUGAUUUAUAAAUCUUGAAGGCUCGUUAUUUUUCCCCAUGUUAACAUUUAUCAGAUUGGUAGGCUGACUAAAUUCUACCUUUUGUUACUUUCAUAUUAAUACUUUGAUAGCAGUGUAAUUUGCAGAACUUAUUUGACCUCUUUAGCUUCUAUAUUUUUAUAUGAUUACAUAAAUUUUCAUGUAUUUUUUCUUACGGCAAACAAUUAUGAAUUCUUUCAUGUCUUUGACAUUAUAAUGAAGAAAAUAUGAUAUUUUCCAAUCUAAUUGGAUAACAUUAUCAGUGUACGUGAAAUUUUACUCUUUUCACUUUUCUCUGAAAUAUGAAACAAAAUAUACAUGUUUCAAUACAUUUAGUUUCAAAUUUUAAUAAAGAGAAUUUCUAAUUUUCAUUGGGGAAUUUAGAUAUUUCUUUAUUGUCGUUGUAGAAAAGAAUACAAGUAAUCCCUCAGUAUUAGAGAACCAUGCAAUAAAAUUUAUCAUAGAAGUUAAAAAGAACUUUUUGGUUUAUAUGUGUAAUUGAAGUGUACUACAAUUUGGUGUAAUUUGAAUAAAAAUUAUUUGCUAUAUUGAUAUAAAAAA